This is a messenger RNA of Apis florea (little honeybee), 3437 nucleotides long. RefSeq names its product E3 ubiquitin-protein ligase Trim9 (gene Trim9). Gene Ontology annotation, biological process: axon guidance. The record is from RefSeq and is a predicted model, not a curated record. Gene Ontology annotation, molecular function: protein binding; zinc ion binding. NCBI's taxonomy places the organism in Eukaryota, Metazoa, Arthropoda, Insecta, Hymenoptera, Apidae. Gene Ontology annotation, cellular component: neuron projection.
AUAAUGAAAAAUAAUAUUUUAUUAUGAAGGUCGGGUGGUAAGUGGAGAGAGUCGGCCCUGAGCCAUGGUGCGCAGUUGUGAUGCGCGAAAGUACUUCAGCGUCGGGAGUCAGUCAACUCGGUGACGUUCUACAGUGAAUGUCGUAUGGUGAAUUUGUUAUGCCGGUAUUUACGAAACUGAAACGAAGUGAUAAAUUUACGCACACAUAUAUAUUUUCAAGAGUGAAUCGUGUAAUCAUAAUAAUAGUUUAACUGUUAAACGUAACAAAUAGGCUUAGUUGAGAAGAAAAAGAUACGAGUUGCAUUGGGGCGUCUCUUGCAAACUAGAGCAGCGAACAAUGUAAAGUCGAUAUUUUUACAAUUUUUACAAAUGUGAUGCAUGUGCAAUCCAUAGGCGAAGGAUAAUCAAUCAAGAGAAGAGAUUAAAUUGAUCAAAAUGAUUUGUACAAAUGAAUAUGAUGAUUUGAUUUGAGAAUGUAUCCAUAUAAUGGUUCAUAAUCGUGACGAAUGAGUCGUGAAAGCAUUAUCGAAAUAAAAUUUCUACUUUUCUCCGCGAACGAAUAGUGAAUAAGCAUACGUUGUCAUUUUCGUUCCGUUAUUAUUACAAAAAACUUGAAAGAGAAAUAUUAGCGAAGAAUAGACAGAUAUAAUAUUAUACUAGGCGUGGAACGAAAGGUAUGUUGAAAAAAAAAAUUAUAAGAAGAAGGCGUAGCGCAAACGAUUGAAAGAAUUAGGAAAGAAAAAAAUAGGAUUGAAAUAAGGAAGAGAGAGAAAGAGGAGAGCCAGGAUCGGUUGGAAGAGAGUCGGACGGUCGAGGUCGUCGGUGAAGUAGAAGGCGCGAAGCGCGCGCGCGACGAGUUUCUCGUCGUGACGAGUCGUGAGGAUGGAGGACGAGUUACGAUGCCCUUGUUGUAAAGAAUUGUUCGUUGAACCGGUGCUAUUACCAUGCUGGCAUGCCCUUUGCCUUGCAUGCGCGGUUAAUCUGCAAGCACCACCGGAUUCACCUCCAGAAUCGACGACUGACUCGUCGAAUGCACCGGGAUCUGAUCAGGAAGCGGAUAAACUUUCGAUUCUUUCCGAAACGGAUUCUGGUGUAGUGUGCAGCAGCACAUCAACUAGCUCGCGACCAGGAAGCUAUGUCGGCACACCCGGAAACGGAGGUUUUCCACCAUCAGGCGGCACUUUAUGCCUCUCCUGUCCUGUUUGUCAGAAGACUGUUUAUUUUGACGAAGGAGGAGCUCACAAUUUACCCAAGUACAGGGCGAUGCAACAUAUCGUAGAAAAAUAUCAAGAAUCGAGAAACACGAGACUGCAAUGUCAAAUGUGUGAAGCCGAACCCCGGGACGCUACCGUCGCCUGCGAACAGUGCGAGGUUCUGUAUUGCGACGCGUGCAGAGAAUCGUGUCAUCCAAAGAGGGGACCUUUGGCGACGCAUAACUUGGGCCCGCCUCGAGGCAGCUGGCAAUCGAAUGGAGGAGGUAGAGGUGCUCGCGGUUCGAACGCGGAAACUACGCCUCUCUGUGCCGAUCAUAACGGCGAACCGUUGACCCUUUACUGCGCUCUUUGCAAGAUCGCGAUAUGCGCUCUUUGUCUUCGAGAUCGCCAUGCAGCUCAUCCGCACGACGUGCUCCCAUUGGCAGCGGCUUGCAAAGCUCAAAAGACGGAGCUCUCGCAAAAUUUGCAACAACUGUCGGAAAGAGCUCGGUCGACCACGGAAUUCAUUCAGAGGUUGAAAGGGAUGACUGACAAAGUGCACGAGGAGUGCGUCGCCCUGGAGGAGGAGGUGGAGGACAGGGUGGCGAACUUGGUGAGCGUUUUGCAGGCGAGGAAGUGCAGGCUGAUCGAGGCAGCCAGGCAGACCAGGGAGGCGAGGGUGCGCUCGUUGAGGGACCAAGUGGCGAGAUGCGCGUCCCACCUGCAGGCGACCACCGCUCUCCUCACCUUCUGCAUCGAGGCGCUGAAGGAGAACGACAGCGCGGCCUUCCUCCAGAUCGGCGGCAUGCUCUCGGUCCGCGCGGCCACCGCCGCCGGCUCUUGGGGCGGCGCCGAGGGGGUGCAAGAAAUUGCCCGCCUCCCGUUGCUCGAUCUCACCCUGGACGACAAACCGUUGCGACGCGCUAUCGAUCAACUUACCUUUGUUCAGUUGAAACCGUCGGAAGGAGAGGAGCGAUUCCCGAUCGCAGCCCCUGGAGCGCCGAUAUUGAUACCGGAAGAGUGCAGCGCGGAGAACAACAGCGUGACAGUCGCCUGGCAACCACCACCUGGUCACGGAAUUGUUGGGUGUGCCGGUCAAAGGGGGCCCGCCAUCGAGGGAUACUUGUUGGAAUUGGACGAUGGAUGCGGCGGUGAAUUCAGGGAGGUGUACUGCGGUCGGGAGACGAUCUGCACCGUGGACGGAUUGCAUUUCAACUCUCUGUACAACGCCAGGGUGAGGGCGUUCAACAGCGCCGGGGAAGGAGAGUAUUCCGAGUUGAUCGGCCUCCAGACAGCCGAGGUGGCGUGGUUCUCGUGGGCGACCGGGGCAUCCGGCAUACCGCAGGAGGUGUCAAUUUCCGAGGACGCGAUGAGCGCAUCCUGCGAGGGUUACGAGCACCGAGUUGUCCUUUCCAGCGUUGGAUUUUCGCGGGGCGUUCAUUAUUGGGAAUUAACGAUCGAUCGUUAUCACGCGGACACCGAUCCCGCCUUCGGCAUAGCAAGGGCCGAGGUGUCGCGGGAUCGAAUGCUCGGCAAGGACGACAAGGGUUGGAGCAUGUACAUAGAUCGGCAGCGUUCUUGGUUCAUGCACGGUGGCGGCCACGCGCAGAGGACCGAAGGCGGGGUGCAGCAGGGCUCGACGGUGGGCGUGCUCCUCGACCUGGACACCACCCACACCCUGCGCUUCUUCGUCAACGACCAGCCCCAGGGAGGGAUCGCGUUCCGCGACCUCUACGGCGUGUUCUACCCGGCGGUGAGCCUGAACCGCGGGGUCACCGUCACCUUGCACACAGCGUUGGACGUGCCCCGACACUUGUUGGCGUUGCACGAGGAGUACAUGACGGACACGGUGCAGAGCUAGGGGUACCUAAUCGUCCUGAAGAAGGGCCUUUUGCAGGAGGCCGGCCCGCCCGCCUCCUCCUCCCCGUCCUCGAGCGAGAAGUCGAGCAGGGAGUUCAACAACGGCCAGCUCGAGAAGAUCGUCGAGGAAUGCCUAGGCGAGGCCAACUGACCGUCCUCCGACCGACCUCGACGCCGCCUCCACAACUUUCUUUAAAUUAAUAAUUUAUUCUUCCCCGCGUGAUUCCUUGAUUCACGAACAAUUUUCUCUUUCGAAAAAAUUUUUCGUCGAAUUGCGAUAAAACGAGAUUUCGAACACCUUUCCUCGAUGAGUAAUCACAUUGUAGAGGGAGGGGAAGUGAUUUUUUUUUUUUUUUCUUUCGUUCUUUAAACAACGAUUAUUUU